Messenger RNA from Amphibalanus amphitrite, 2802 nucleotides. Its product is annotated as telomerase reverse transcriptase-like. NCBI's taxonomy places the organism in Eukaryota, Metazoa, Arthropoda, Thecostraca, Balanomorpha, Balanidae. Gene Ontology annotation, cellular component: telomerase catalytic core complex. Gene Ontology annotation, biological process: telomere maintenance via telomerase. The record is from RefSeq and is a predicted model, not a curated record. The transcript has 3 exons. The coding region runs from base 189 to 2306 and encodes 705 amino acids. Gene Ontology annotation, molecular function: telomerase RNA binding; telomeric repeat DNA binding.
AUAGGACCAUCUCAGCUGAUCGGUGCUAGCAUGGUGCUAUGGGUGCUAUUAGCGCCACCUGCCGCAUGUAAACAAAAGUGCCACCCAAGCUACCCCCUGAGAGUUCCAGAGUGCUUGAUGAUAUCACGGAUUCAAUAUUCAUGUGGAUUGUGGAUUGAAGCUAAUUGAUAAACUUUCAUUAUUUGAGGAUGGAGGCCGAGACUAUCAACUUCCAGUCUCACUCGCAGGAUAAAGUUAUCCGUGGGAACUCAAGGAAAAAGACGAGGCGCGGCAAGAAGAAAAGCGCAGUUCGUGAGCGAUCUUUGAGCCGUCAAACGACACGAACUCCUUUCGCCGAGAUCAAGUUUUCCCACAUCCUCCAUUCAAGUGUCAAACGUACUCCUUUCCCUCCAAGUCACCCCUUGUAUGUUGGUUUGGCCGCUGACGCGCAAACGAAGCGCAUCAAGGAGUUCAUCUCGCAGAUUCUCGAGGUCCGUCUGUGUGACACGCGGCAGGCACCGUCUCUGACGCCGUGCUCUGUCGGCUGCCGGCGCCGCCUGGAGGCCCUGCUGGCAGAAGUGCUGGCGCGCCGGCGCCGGUGCCGACCGUCGGCGCUGCUGGCGCGCCGCUGCGGCCGCGGCCGCGUGCCCCCGGGCGCGCUGGCGUCCGCGCUCGGGCGGCUGCUGCGCCGGCUGCUGCCCGCGGACCUGCUCGGGCCUCGGCGGCUGGACGCGGCCAUCCGCCACCUGCUGUCGCUCGGCCGGUACGACCUGCUCAGCGUGGGAGACAUCACCCGCGGCCUGCGCCUGCAGGGUCGCGCCUGGCUGGCCGGGGAGCGGGCCGACGCCGCCGUCCCCAUCCUGAACCAAGUGGCCGUCUGGGCUUUCAGAUGUUUUGUCCUGGACGUGCUCGGGGCGUACUUCUACGUGACGGAGCUGCUUCAGCCGCGACUGCAGCUGGGCUUCUUCCUGCUGCGCCACUGGCAGCGGCUGACGGACGGCGAGGUGGCGCGGCUGACGGCCGGCGGCGCGCUGCAGCCGCUGCCGCCCGUCGGGCCGGGCGCCGCGCGCCGUGCGGCCGCCAGGCUGCGGUUCCUUCCGAAAUCGAGCGGAGCGCUGCGGCCCGUGUGCAGUUUGCAGCGGUCGGUGGCGGUAAAGGACCGCUGGGCGCAGCUGCGUACCGUCCUGCGGCUGCCGCAGAUGGGCAGGGACAUCACGGCCUCGGACCGCCGCCAGCUGCACCUCCGCUGGAUGCGCUUCGUCACCGCCCGCCGCCGGCUGCCGUCGCCGCUCUGGUACGUCAGAGCCGACGUGCGCGAUGCCUACGGCUCCGUGUCGCACGAGCUGCUGCUGCGCGUGCUGCAUGAACGACUGGCGGCGAUGCCGGCACAGGUUUAUCUGGCUCGCCGCUCGCGGGGCACCGGCUACAUGGCCUGGGAUGGCGGAUCCGCCCUGAAGAUCUCCGUGUCCACGGCUGCCGUGCUGGAGGAAGUGACCACGCUGGUCAACACGCAGGAGGUGCGGUACGGCCGGCGGCGGUUCCGUCUGGCGCGCGGCCUGCUGCAGGGCGGUCCGCUGUCGGCCGACCUGUGUGACCUCUACUACGACUCUGUGCUGCGCCGCGCCGUGCCCUGGUGCUUCCCGGAGCGGAGUCAGGAGGCGCUGCUGAUGUUCCGCUGCGUGGACGACCUGCUGCUCAUCUCCGAGCGGCGCUCGGACGCGCUCCGCUUCCUGGAGCGGCUGCAGGCCGGACUGGACGGACGGCACGCCCGGCUCAACGGCGCCAAAACGAGGACCAACCUGCACGGCGAGCACGGACCCGAGGUGACCUUCUUCGGCACCGUCUUCAGCGUCGACAAGCUAGAGGUGUCUCCGGACUUCUCGGCUUACCGGGGUGUGGACAUGCGGUUCACGUUCCGCACGCGCCAGCUGCGCUCGCCGGGCCGCUACCUGAUGGCUCGACUGCCGUACCUGGCUACCGUGCGCCUCUCGCCAAUCCACUGGGACCCUCGCAUCAACUCGGCGGGCCGACUGCGGCGCUCCCUGGACGCCCACCUGGCGCUGACCGGCCGCCGCUACGUGGCGCUCUUGUCGCGGCUCGGACUCGACCGCGACCAGCGCAACGCGGCGUUCCUGGCGCGCGCGGCGGCGCUGUGCUGGCGGCGCGUGACGGCCGCUCUGCGACAGUUCGCCCGGCGGGGCGGCUACCGGCCGUGGGCACAGCGGUGGCUGGUGCGCCGCGCCGGAGCGACCAUGUUCCUGCGCGUGCUGCCUCCUCACCUGGAGCAGCUGAGGGCAGUCAUCGGCACUCAGGCGAUAUUCUUCUGAUGAAGAUACUGUUGGCGAUCUCAGGAACAAUGCUGGCUAGUGGUAUGACCAUUGGCUGAUCUAACCUGACCUACUGGCCUGAAUCUGACCAGACUACGGCCCUCCGACGCUGGACCGGGCAGGUGCCAAAAACCCGCCGUGGUGGGAGGCGUGUGUCGUAGACGAAACAGUCCAGCCGUGUUCUCAGACGCCCGCAUACGUUUCGGACAUGGAGCGCAGGCAGUGGGGUACCUGGCGCUGUUGAUUCGUCACAGUCACGGCUCUGCCGGAGACCAGCGUGGCAUGGCACGACCUUCAGUCACCAGCUGGCACUCAUGGCGGCGUGCAGGGCUAGGUGAAGUGGAUGGAGAGGGGUCGCGUGUGCUGCUGGUAGGCCUGUGGAAAGCCUUUGGCAUGUUUUUGUUACAAUGUUAGUAAAUUAAAGUGCACACGAUACAAUUAGACAACAUAGAACUUAAGAUUUACUGGACAGCUUUCACUGUUGCCAGUUUUGACG